Messenger RNA from Chelonia mydas (Green sea turtle), 3016 nucleotides. RefSeq names its product GDNF family receptor alpha like (gene GFRAL). Lineage: Eukaryota; Metazoa; Chordata; Testudines; Cheloniidae. Gene Ontology annotation, cellular component: signaling receptor complex; external side of plasma membrane. Gene Ontology annotation, biological process: nervous system development. Gene Ontology annotation, molecular function: signaling receptor activity. Bases 1 to 1701 code for a protein of 566 amino acids. The transcript has 10 exons. The record is from RefSeq and is a predicted model, not a curated record.
AUGGCAAGCAUCAUCAAUACAAAGAAGGAACAGACUAUUAUACAGGAAGAACUGGAUCACCUUGAAGUCUGGAAUAAUAGAAAUAGGAUGAAAGUCAAUAGUGCAAAGUUAUUAGUUGUAUACUUCAAAAACACAUCUGCUUCCCAGACCACUGACUGUCUGAACCUGAGAGAGCAAUGCAUUCGUGCUGCAAAUGGAUGUGAAAGUGUCUGGAAUGUAAUUGAAGAUGCCUGUAAUAUUUCAGGCAACAGCUGCAAGGCAAAAGAUUCAGUUGGCUGUAAUACAACCAUCCAAUUCCUGGCUAACCAGUAUCCACAAUUUAAAGACUGUAUCUGCACCAAAGAUGAUUUUUGUAGCACCAAACUGUUGCUUGGGAAACAAUGUGCCGUUAAAAAAGGGCAUUUGGAGCCUUCCCUAAGCCCAGAUAUGCAAUUAAACUUCAGGUCGCACUCAGAACCCAAAGGCAUGCAACGCACCGGGGAAUCAGAAAAUGACUGCAGUAUUGCAAAGCAAAACUGCCGAGAAGACCGUAACUGCUUUAUGAUGUAUAAGAACUUCCAAAGAGUUUGCAGGGCAGAGGUGGCAAAAUGCAGUCUCCAAAUGGUUGGCCAACAAUGUUUGUCAGCAUGGAAGGAGCUGAGGAAAACAGUGCUGGGGAACUGCAAGUGUUCAGAACCAAUUCAAAAAAGAUGUGUUAAAAUAUGGAAGAGUAUCUUUAAUAACACAUGUUUACAGUACAUGCAGGAGAAUCAAGCUUUUGCCAUGCAGGAAGACGACUAUGAUGAUGAGAGAAAUCAGGGCAUUCAUCCAGAUAAAAUUAACAUGGAAACUAAAUUACAAUGGAACUUAUCUGCUCUUUCCAAACAUGAAUACAUAGAGAAUGGAACCUGUUUUGAUGUAAACAAGGAAUGUAUUGAAGAUGAAGUAUGUAAUAAACAGUUAUCUCUGUACCUUAAAGUUUGUUCAGUAACUAGAAAGCAGUGCAACAUGGAACAAUGCCAAGCAGCCAUAAGGUUCUUCUAUCAAAAUAUGCCUUUUAAUGUUGCCCAGAUGUUGACAUUUUGUGACUGCACCCAGCCUGAUGAAUCUUGUCAGCAAGCCAAAGAACUUCUUCAUGGCAAGCCAUGUGCAGUCAACAUAGUUCCCCCUCCUUCGUGUCUAAAUGUAAUUCACAGGUGCCAAGACAAUGAAUUGUGCAGGAAAAAAUAUGAAGUGUUUCGGUCUAAGUGCUGGAGACAUGUGACAAAAAGAUGCUAUGACAAUAAAGCUUGCCUUGAAACUUUAAUCAAGGAUGAUCUGAUUUGCUCUGGAAGUGCUGACUGCAGAGCAGCUUACAUUGACAACUGGGGCACCAUGCUUCGCGUGGAAUGCACCUGUCAGACUGUCCCACUAGCUGAACAGUCUUUGUGCAAGCUCUUCCAUCACCUGCUUCACAGCAAGUCCUGCUUCAGUCAGAUUUCAAGAGGAAAGACAGGCCUUCAGCUGAUACAUACUGACAUGCCAGGAGAAAAGCUUCCCAUAACAAGAUUCCGUUCUCUAUUUAAUGGUGAAACAAUCUAUAUUAUUGCGUAUACAUCUUGCAUAGUACUCAUCCUGGGAAUAAUCCUGGUGGCUCUCCUAAAGACCAGAGCCUGCAGAGCAACAUAUCCAUCAAGAAAUCCCUCACCAGUUCAUUCAUCUGAGAUUCUUAUGGUCCAUUAACAGUCAUAGAUAAUCAAUAUUGUGGCAAACUCUCUUUAAGGCUAUUCUUGGUAGCCAGCCUGUUGUGGAUAAAUCAUAAUAAAAUAUAUGUUAUAAAGUCUAGUUUGUGAUGGGAUUUUGUGGUUGAGAGUAUGAAAGAGUUUUAUAUUUACUUCUAUGUACAAAACCUUUCCCAAAUGGAAAAAAUGUUAAAACUGCACUAAUUCACUCACCUGUGCAUGCUCAUUGAUUUAUAUGGCACUGUCUAUGUGCCAUAGUUUUGGAAUGUCAGUAUAUGAUUGUAAAAUCUUCUUCAUCUUCGUCUGGCUGAUGGAAAGGUAGAACAACAACUAUAAUUUUACAUUUAGAUGGUUAAUUCAGACAACCCUGUGUCUGGAGCAGCAGAGUGUAUUGCUGGGGUGGCUCCUUUGUAUCUGUGACUCCAGCAUUGAGUUGUUAUAUGUUACAUGAUCUGUUCUGGGUGACCAGAGUUGCACACUGGAGAAUCUUUAAUUUUACAUUUGAGCAUCUGUCAUAGUUUGUGGUAAAAAUAUUAUAUCUGCAUGAAUCUGGGCUAGCUACAUGGCUAAGAGUGGCAAAAAGAAGGUUAAGCCUGAUUGCAGUCUGUAAGUACCUAAAUGGUGAACAAAUAUUUACCAAUGGGCUAUUCAAUCUAGCACAGAAAUGUGUAACAUGAUCCAAUGGCUGGGCGUUGAAGUGAGGCAAAUUUACACUAGAAAUAAGAUGUACAUUUUUAACAGUGAGAGUAAUUAACUAUUAGAACAAUUUACCAAGGGUGGGUUCUCCAUCACUGACCAUUUUAAAUCAAGAUUGGAUGUUUUUUCUAAAAGAUCUGCUCCAGGAAUUAUGUGGGAGAAGUUCUUAUGGUCUGUGUUACAGGACAUUGGACUAGAUGAUCACAAAGGUACCUUCUGACCUUGGAAUCUAUGAAUGUUACUGGUACUAUUUUUUUUUUGUAUCCCCAAACCCAGAUGACCUUAGCAGUAUGAGUGCAAAUGUCCAGCCCUUGAGAAAGAAAUUAAUCACAAAUACACUUUAGAAAUGUCUAAACUUUAAAUUAGUUUUUCUGUACGUAAUAAUAUCAAGAUUUUAAGGUCUACUCCACCCACAGGGAAGAUUUCCAGGUUCUACUUCUAUCAAGUGCUCCUGUUUCUGGCACACUUGGGAAACAAGAUAUCACACCUUAACCCCCUAACUGACUGAAGACUGAAUAGUGGCAUAGGUCUCAGGCCAAGAUAAUUUGUUUAAUAACUGGUGGUAAUUUUAUUUUUAAAUGACAGCUCCUUGACAUUGCUAAGGUAAAUUGUACUAGUUU